Molecule: messenger RNA, 1716 nt
Organism: Drosophila kikkawai
Lineage: Eukaryota; Metazoa; Arthropoda; Insecta; Diptera; Drosophilidae
Source: RefSeq, a predicted model, not a curated record
AUGAGCGCCACAACACGUACGGGAUUGGUGCCCACGCCCAAGAGGCAUGUAAAGUAUCUGAAAAAGCGCAAAAACCUGCAUGGCGAUGUCCUGCGAAUGCCGCUCAGAUUCGAGGCCACGCCUAUGCCGCUUUCACUACGCCCCUUCGGUGGACUCUUCAAUCCCUUUGCCAAAGGCUGCUCCGUGCUGUGCAAUCAUCCGGCUCCAUCGGGUGUCAAGGAUGUGAUCAAUCAGCUGAAAACAUCGCUGGCCAUUGAGGGAAAGAAUCCGCAGCAUGGAAAGCAGGAAAAGCCGGCUACGGAGGAAGACCAACUGCAGCCACAUGAGACGGAUAAUAUACCGGAGGAUUUGUUCCGGCGCUAUGCAGAAACGGACUCGCGUCCAAUGACGCCAACGCCCACGGUGACCAGCAUCCAUACCAGGACCAGUGCUGGCUCCUUCUAUCGCCGCUGCAUAACGCCCGAAUGGGGCAAGCACGAAAAUAUCAAGAGAAAGAAGAUCAUACUGGAUCUGAGGAGAUCCCACUCCCAGGAGACGCUGUACUGGAAGCCCAGCUCGGAGUUGACCCAGAGCGGUUUGGAGGAGGACAAGAAGCCCAAGAGUGCCGGCGCCAAUGAGGACAAGAAGCCCAAAAGACAGACAUCCAACGAACAGAGACCCAAAUCAUCUCUGGCCACAGCUACUCUUGGGGCAGGAGCUGAAGAUGCUGGGGAUCUGGAGGCCAAGCCGAAGACCUGCAUCAAUGAGCACGAGUUAAGCGAUGAGGAUGUCCGCAGGGGAAAGAAGCGCAAGAAAUUGAAGCCAGCUCAGGCUACCACUACUUUCCAUCUAAGUGAAGAUCCGGAGACCCAGGUGGCUGCUCUGGGCCCAGACUCCCUCAAUCCUAGCACCCGGCCCAGUCUGAUUCCCAACUCGCUGACCUUGCUGCCCAAGGAUAAGCGGGAAAGUGAAAGGGAACCGAUUCUUCUGAAGGGCAGUUUCCUCACUGAUGAUGCCUUUCAGGCCCUAAAAACAGACCUGGAUGUGGAUCUCAUAGAGAAUACUUUUGGGAGAUAUCUAAAUCGUGCUUUGAGAGAAGCUAUCAAGUAUAUGCCACCGAAACCCAAGACCCUGCCAAAGGCUCCUGAAGAAAAGGUUCCACCAGAGACCACCUCAAAAAUGCCGCGCAAGUUCUCCAAGUCAGCCACCAGAUUUGAUGUUCCCAUGGAUAUGUCCAUGCUAAAAACUAUGACCCCCUGGGACUACCUGAGCAAGUACGUCUGGGUUUCCCAGCAGCGAAAGCAGCUCUAUAAGCGAGUUUUUCUGAAGUAUCUAAGCCGCAUCGAAGAACCCGAAAGUGAGCUGGCUGUCAUGGGCAACGAGGAGCUGCCGGAAUAUAAAUACAAGGAACGUACCCUGGUCUGGCAGAGUCUGCCGCAGGCUCUGGAAGAUGUCCUCGAGUUUCAUGGCACCGAGAAGAAUGUUCGCGGUACCCUUAACAUGUUGGACUACGACGCCCAUAAAUCGGGGGAUAUAGACUUUAGAGCCUGGUGUGGAAUCGUUUCGUUUGCCGAAAGACUGGCUUUGGCUGAUGAGUCCGGAUCGGAUGAUUCUUGCGAUGAACUGGAAAAGGCGGACUUUAAUAGCAUGGAGCAGAUAAUGCCGGAUUAUGAGGUGCCUGAGAAUAUCAAGGACAUUUUUGAUAUUAUACGCAAAACGCAUAGAAUGAAAUAUUAA